Emericellopsis atlantica is the source of this 1563-nucleotide messenger RNA. RefSeq names its product WD repeat-containing protein. The transcript has 2 exons. Bases 1 to 1563 code for a protein of 520 amino acids. NCBI's taxonomy places the organism in Eukaryota, Fungi, Ascomycota, Sordariomycetes, Hypocreales, Bionectriaceae. Gene Ontology annotation, molecular function: DNA binding; protein binding. The record is from RefSeq and is a predicted model, not a curated record. Gene Ontology annotation, biological process: regulation of DNA damage checkpoint. Gene Ontology annotation, cellular component: nucleus.
AUGCCCGUAAAGAAGGAACAAAAUGGCGGCAUGUCCGUGUUCGAACGUCGUCGCCUUGAGAACAUCAAGGCGAACAGGGAGGUCUUGACUGACAUUUCGAAAACGGCCAAAAAGGUCAUGCCGGAACGACCUGCUCCAAAACCCUCUGCACCCAGGACAAAGAGAACAUCCGACGUCACACCGACGAGAAGGAACACUCCCCGUGCAACAAGAACAAGAACGAGUUCGCGGCUGGCGGGCCUAGAUGCCGAAGACGAGACGCUGAAGAGGAAGAUGGAAAUUGAGACGGAGCACCAGGCCAUGCAGGCCAAGGCCAAGAAGAUGCGACACAACGGCGAACUCAACUUGGGUGAUAUCGCCGUGGAAGGUCGGAAGUUUGGCAACGGCGUUGCCGGCAUCAAGGAUCUCUUCCGGGGAGCUGAACCGGGCGUGAGGACAUUCACCGAAGACGAUGUGACGGAGACGACCGACAAGUCGCUUAAAGAGUUAAGGGGACAGAUGAGUGCGCUCGAGUUGUACGAGCAUUGGCUUCCCAAUGAGAUAAAGAUAUGCCCGCAGCGUAUCUACUCACUCGGAUUUCAUCCUACUGAGGACAAGCCUGUGGUAUUUGCCGGCGACAAGGAAGGGAACAUGGGCAUCUUCGACGGAUCCCAGGAACGUCCAGCCGAGGACGACGAGGAUGAAGAUACCAAGGAGCCCGAUCCUGUGAUAUCAGCAUUCAAAACCCACCAACGCACUAUCACAGGGUUCGUAUUCCCACCAAAUGAUAGCAACGCAGUAUACACAUCGUCCUACGACUCGUCGAUCCGGAAGAUGGAUCUCGAGAAAGGCACAUCCGUGCAGAUAUGGGCGCCCGAGGACCACGACGAGGACCUGCCCCUAUCGGCACUGGACAUGCCCUCGAACGAGCCGAACAUACUCUAUUUCUCCACGCUCAGCGGCACGUGCGGCCGAUACGAUAUCCGCGACCCCAAGUCCACCGACAUUUGGCGUUUGUCUGACCACAAGAUUGGCGGGUUUUCACUGCAUCCCUUGCAGCCGCACCUUCUUGCUACAGCGUCGCUUGAUCGUACGCUCAAGAUUUGGGACUGUCGCAAGAUCACUGGCAAAGGCGACCUGCGUCAUCCCGCGUUGAUGGGCGAGCACGAAUCGCGUUUGUCUGUGUCACACGCCGCUUGGUCCGCAGGCGGCCACCUCGCCACCUCGUCUUACGACGAUACCAUCAAGAUCCACUCCUUCCCGGAAUGCUCGACCUGGAAAACGGGGCACGACAUCACCCCUAAAUCCAUGGCUCCCGCUCACACGAUCCGUCAUAACAACCAGACGGGACGCUGGGUGACGAUUCUAAAACCUCAAUGGCAGAAGGCGCCACGGGAUGGCAUACAAAAGUUUGUCAUUGGCAACAUGAACCGCUUUGUGGAUGUAUUUGCCAGCGACGGCAGCCAACUGGCCCAGCUUGACGGCGAGGGCAUCACGGCCGUGCCCGCUGUCGCGCAUUUCCAUCCCAGCCAGCGGUGGGUCGCUGGCGGCAACGGGAGUGGGAAACUUUGUCUGUGGCGCUAG